Thyridium curvatum is the source of this 2172-nucleotide messenger RNA. RefSeq lists its product as uncharacterized. Bases 1 to 2172 code for a protein of 723 amino acids. The record is from RefSeq and is a predicted model, not a curated record. The transcript is spliced from 2 exons. Gene Ontology annotation, molecular function: protein binding. Lineage: Eukaryota; Fungi; Ascomycota; Sordariomycetes; Thyridiales; Thyridiaceae.
AUGGCUUCCGUGUCGUCCCUCGACAAGGACUUGCGCAAGAUGCGCCUCGACAAGUACACGCCCGCCGCCGCCAACGAGGCUCGUGCCUGGAUCGAAAACAUCCUCGGCGACCGCUUGGCUCCCGGCGAUCUCCUCGAGGCGCUCAAAGAUGGCGUCGCACUGUGCCAACUAGUCAACCUCGCCGUACCGCCGCCCGGGGUCCGCUUCAAGCAGUCCGCCAUGCCCUUCGUCCAGAUGGAGAACAUCUCCAUGUUCCUGCGCGCCUGCCAGGAGCCGCCUCUCAACCUGCAGCAGCACGACAUGUUCCUGACCGUCGACCUCUACGAGUCCAAGGACCCGGCCCAGGUCCUGCAGUGUCUCGGCGCCUUCAGCCGCGCCGCCCACGCCGCCAACCCCUCCGCCUUCCCCUCCGCCAUCGGGCCCAAGAGCGGCAACCGCAACAGCGUCCUCAGCCCCCAGAGCACCGGCUCCGCCACCCCCGUCAUGAGCCCUCGCGGCCGCGGCAUCUCCAACGCCAGCAACGGCUCCUCCGUCUACGGCAACCGCACCGUCCUGACCCCGACCAAGACCGGCGACUCCAGCUCCGGCCGCUGGAGCCCGACCAAGAGCCCCACUUCGGUUAGCAGCUGGAGCAAGAGGGAGCACGAGGGCGCGACCGCGCCCGCUUGGAACAUCGCUCAGUACGGCUACAUGGGCGGCGCCAGCCAGGGAAACCUCGGCAUCUCCUUCGGGGGCAGGCGACAGAUCACUAGUGCCGGUCCGACCGUCCCGAGCUUGGCUGAGAAGGAGCGUCUGCGCAAGGAGAAGGCCGCCGAGGAGGAGCGCCAGAGGCAGCAAAUGGAAGAGGAGGAGGCCCGCCGGAGAGCCGAGAUCGAGGCCGAGGAGCAGCGCGCGAGGGAGGAAGAGGAGCGGCGGUGGGAGGAAGAGACGCGACGCGCCAGGGAGGAGGGGAAGCGCAGGGCAGAAGAGGAACGGAGGCGCUGGGAGGAAGAGGAACGGCAGUGGAAGCUCACCGAGGAGAAGCGCCGGCAGGAGGAGCAGGAAGCAGAGGCCCGUCUCGCAGAGGAGCGCUCGCGGUCUAGGAGCAAGAGCGACGCCCGCCUGCGCGGUCAGUUCCUGAGCCAGUACCAAGCAGAGGAGAAGGAGGAGAAAUACAGCAGCAGGGUCAAGGAGCUCGAGGCGGAGCUGGAGAAAGCCCGCCAGCGCGAACAGGAGUACGAGAGGGAGCGGCAGGAAAGGCAUACCCGGCCCGCCGACCCCAAAACCCGGGCUCGAUCCCGCAGCCGCCCGAACAUGCCGGCGAAGCAACCCAGCCGAACCGAUUCAUGGUCCAGGAACGAACGAGAGUUUCUGCAGACGCAAUGGAAUGAUCAACAGCAGCAGCAACAGGCCCCCGAACCCGUGGGACCCAAGUCGCCACCCCAACAGGUGCGGUCGCCGAGACCUCUUCCCACUCCCACGGCGGCGCCGACACCCCCGCCGCAGAUGAUUAAGACUCACCGCACGGGCGAAUCGCUGCCGCAGCCGCCGCAGGUCAAGAAACACCACACGGGGUCGAGACCACUGCCGGAUCCUACUGCCUACGCCUCUCCACCACCUGCUGCCGCCUCCUCGAAGCCGUCGCGAAGCGAUAACGGCCGUUUCGCCGGCUCAAGUCCAGGCCCGGGGCCAGGGGUGUCCUCGCCGCCGAACCCGGCCGCCGCCAGGUCCUCGCCCUUUGCCGUCCCCUCGUCCGCCUCCUCGCCCAACAUGAGCCGCACCGACCGCUUCCUGGCCAGCAACCCGGCGCCGCAGGCCCAGGCCCCGCCGCCGACGUACUCGCGCGAGCUGGGCGCCACGGCCGAGCGCGACGCCGAGGACCGCCGCCGCGCCCAGUCGCAGCAGAAGACGCGCGCCGGCGGCUGGGCCGGCAAGUCCCUGCUCGAGCGCGAGAUGGAGAUGGAGCGCCAGCGCCAGCGCGAGUGGGAGGAGGCCCAGCGCGAGACGGCCGCCGCCGCCGUGCCGCCGAACAAGCAGGACGGCGGCGCCGGCGGCGAGAGGUGGGACGUCAACCAGUGGACCGGGUACACGGGCGGGGACAGCCAGAACCGCGGCGGGCAGGGGAUCGGGGCCGGGCGGAGGCAGAUUGUGGGGCCGAGGCCGUUGCCCGGGAGUCGGUCUGGGGGGUUCUGA